AUGGAUUUGAGAUUUGUAUACCGUGAAGGUUAUUGGAAGAACUCAAGGGAAAUGCGACUAUUCACAUGCAAAUGGUUGCCUAUUUCUUCUUCUCCCAAGGCUCUUAUUUUCCUUUGUCAUGGCUAUGGAAUGGAAUGCAGUAGAUUCAUGAAAGAAAUCGGAGAGAAAUUAGCCUCUGCAGGAUAUGGUGUGUUUGGUAUGGACUAUGAAGGACAUGGACACUCUGAAGGUGUUCGUUGUUACAUAACCAAAUUUGACAACAUUGUAAACGACUGUUCCAGCUUUUUCAAAUCAAUUUGUGAGCUCCAAGAGUACAAGGGAAAGGCCAAAUUCUUGUAUGGAGAAUCAAUGGGGGGAGCAGUGUCCCUACUAUUGCAUAAAAAAGACCCUUCGUUUUGGGACGGUGCCAUUUUUGUCGCACCAAUGUGUAAGAUAUCAGAGAAGUUGAAACCCCAUCCUGUUGUUGUUAGUAUAUUGACAGGUUUGGAAGAAGUAAUUCCCAAGUGGAAAAUAGUUCCUUCAAAGGAUGUCAUCAACUCAGCAUUCAAAGAUCGUACCAAACGGGAAAUGAUAAGGAAAAACAAGUUAAUAUAUCAGGACAAGCCAAGGUUAAAAACAGCUUUAGAGUUGAUGAGAGCUAGUUUAAGUGUUGAAACCACCUUACAUGAGGUGACAUUGCCUUUUUUAGUGUUACAUGGAGAGGCAGAUAAAGUGACAGACCCGGAAAUAAGCAAGGCAUUAUAUAAUAGAGCUAGUAGUGUAGACAAGACCAUGAAAUUGUACCCGGGAAUGUGGCAUGGGUUAACAGCUGGUGAGACUGAUGAAAAUACUGAACUUGUUUUGGGAGACAUCAUAAGUUGGUUGGACAAAAGAGCUAAAAGCAAUGCAAGUUUGGAGUUUUAUUUACCUGUUCCAACUUACAAGGGCAGAAAUAUUAAUGAGUUUCAAGAAGGCCGCUUUCGCGCAUCACUGUAA
This is a messenger RNA of Vicia faba (fava bean), 975 nucleotides long. The record is from the annotation of a GenBank genome assembly. Lineage: Eukaryota; Viridiplantae; Streptophyta; Magnoliopsida; Fabales; Fabaceae.